UCUAGAUAAAACCCUUUGUUUCUCUCUCUGCUUCGCCGCCGGUGCCAGUAAGAACCCUAAAAGAGGAAAUUCAGGAAUUCGGAGGAAAUGGUGCAGAGACUUACGUAUCGUGGAAGGCAUAGCUAUGCCACAAAGUCGAACCAGCACCGUGUUGUCAAAACUCCUGGAGGAAAGCUGGUUUACCAGACUACGAAGAAGAGAGCAAGUGGACCCAAGUGCCCUGUCACCGGCAAGAGGAUUCAAGGGAUUCCGCAUAUGAGACCUGCUGAAUACAAGAGGUCUAGAUUGUCAAGAAACCGGAGAACAGUGAACCGUCCUUACGGUGGAGUAUUAUCUGGUUCUGCUGUCAGGGAAAGGAUCAUCCGAGCCUUCCUGGUGGAGGAGCAGAAGAUUGUGAAGAAGGUUUUGAAACUUCAAAAAGCCAAGGAGAAGCUUUCAGCAAAGAGCUGAAUAAUCAUACACUGAAUGUUGUUUAGUCUAUUAAGGGUUUCAGGAUUUGCAGUCCAUGUUUGGUUUUCUGCUUUAGUGUGUAAUCUUCUGUGGCUAGUCUGAAUUUUGUUCUUUCUUACCCACCUUUGGAGACAUAUUGCAUAUAAAAUUUUAGGAUAUUUAUUAUUUGAA
Molecule: messenger RNA, 621 nt
Organism: Tarenaya hassleriana
Lineage: Eukaryota; Viridiplantae; Streptophyta; Magnoliopsida; Brassicales; Cleomaceae
Product: 60S ribosomal protein L34-like
Exons: 4
Coding region: 88-450 (120 amino acids)
Biological process (GO): translation; ribosome biogenesis
Cellular component (GO): cytosolic large ribosomal subunit; ribosome
Molecular function (GO): structural constituent of ribosome
Source: RefSeq, a predicted model, not a curated record